This is a messenger RNA of Auanema sp. JU1783, 816 nucleotides long. Lineage: Eukaryota; Metazoa; Nematoda; Chromadorea; Rhabditida; Rhabditidae. The record is from the annotation of a GenBank genome assembly.
AUGGAUCGAUUGUUCAACUGGCUCAAAAGAAGAGGAGAUCAUAACAUCGUUUCUUAUUCUCGAUUUGGUUUACCUGGGGAAGAGCAGGAUGAUAAACCUCCUCCAACAACAGUACAUGUAGCUCCGUUCGAUGAAGACAGUAGAGAUUUUCUAGCAUUUGGAACACAUUGUCAACGAGCUGCAGUAAUAUCCGUUGGCAUUGGAAAGUCUUUAACAAUUUUCAUCGUCUUGUCAUUCUUUUUCGAAUUUGAUUGGUACAGUCACAACAAAGGAGUCGAUGUCAGUGCUUUGAUUGGAUUACUCCUCUUUCUUAUUGGAGGCCUAGCCAUCCAUUGGGGGGUGAUCAAGGGUAUAAAAAUGUGCGACUCCAAGCUUCUUGUCCCAUUCAUCGUCGUUUAUAUAACAAUAAUAGUUGUUGAAAGCUGUUUGUUCAUUUUCAUCAUAAACCACUGGUUGGCUUUGAACUAUUUGAACCAACUCCGUAGGCAGGAACCUGAGAGUUUCACGGCUGCCUGCAUUCUUUAUAUGGUUUUACUGUUGGUUCAUGGAUCCAUGUUAUAUUCUGUAACUAGAUGUCGAAACUACUUGGAUCGAAAGAACGUUCAUAAUUUGGAGAUGAGGCUUGUUGAGAGAAUUAAGCAACAAUACCCUGGGAUCAACGUAGUAUAUGGAGCUGGUGAUCCAGUUGUCCCAAAUAUAGGAGUAGCUACAACAACAGUGGAUGAAACCGAUACAGUUCACGAAUCGAGGGAAAAUGCAAAUAACUUGUCGGCACCUCAACGAACAAUUCUGAGGGCUGAGGAUGAAUUAAUUUAG